AUGUUGUUCUCCCUCAAGCACUGCUUCUUCUCAACCGCAAGUAGAGAUGAGCCGUUUCUAAACCUUGUCAUGGAGUAUGUCCUAAAGAUACUCUACCGUAUGCUUAAGAACUACAGUAAUGCCAAACAGGGGAUGCCACUUAUCUACGUCAAGCUUUACACCUAUCAGGGGGCUUGUGUAGGUUCAUACUGUUCCUGGAGUCUGCCACGGGGAUGUGAAGCGACAAAAUGUUUGGUCUUGCUGUUUGUGGCCAUCACACUGCACACCAUCAGGCAAAAUAAGGCAACGAAGGUGUACAAGUAUACCACAAGGUCAAUGCUAUAUGUGUAUGUAUGUAUGGAUAGGUGCUACUGA
Messenger RNA from Triticum turgidum subsp. durum (durum wheat), 354 nucleotides. The record is from the annotation of a GenBank genome assembly. Lineage: Eukaryota; Viridiplantae; Streptophyta; Magnoliopsida; Poales; Poaceae.